Molecule: messenger RNA, 2578 nt
Organism: Amoebophrya sp. A25
Lineage: Eukaryota; Dinophyceae; Syndiniales; Amoebophryaceae
Source: the annotation of a GenBank genome assembly
GUCGUCUGUAAGUGAGUUAGUGAAGACCGACGAGGUGCCGGCUGGUGGUAUAGAGGAGUGGGCUUAAUUCUAGGACUACCCACCCUGUGUCGUUAAAGGGUUGACGAAGACGCACUGGAUGACGUAAGAAAAAGAGCGGCCUACUCUGUCGCAGUAAAAUGCGGAGGGUUAAGUAAUAGGGUUGCCCCUCGCCGCGGCCCAACGUAGGAGGGGCGGACUUUCCCUAUUUGGAAUUACGUCCCCGCCUCUUCCCUGGGGCUUGCCGCUUGGGGAGGUCCCACUUCGUCCAUUCCGCGGAUCUUGUCGCCUUCUUCUUCUGGGGUCGUACAAACGCAAAGGAAACUUAUGGCAAGAACAAGUGUGCCUGUUACUACUAACUACUGAUAGAGAGAGUAGCUGUAGCUUGUACUGCAAGUUGUACACUUAGUAGUAGUAGUUGUCCACUUAGUAGUAGGAGUUGUACACUUGUUAGAUGACAGCAAGUGAAUGUUUCGUCACUGUACCGAUAGAGAGAGAGAGUGAGUAGCCCCCCUAUUUGUAGUCGUGUAGGUAUUACAAAAUGACUUCAACAAGUUGUAGGUCAUUUACAACGCACCAGGACCAAUACUAGAGUAAGUAUCUUAAGACCAACAAGUAGGUAUCAUUUACAACGCACCAGGACCAUUGCUAGAGUAAGUAUCUUAAGACCAACAAGUAGGUAUCAUUUACAACGCACCAGGACCAUUGCUAGAGUAAGUAUCUUAAGACCAACAAGUAGGUAUCAUUUACAACGCACCAGGACCAUUGCUAGAGUAAGUAUCUUACUUCGUCUUAAAUGGGUCGGAGUCUACUUUUUAUGACGAACAUUGACUUUGUACUACACAUUGAAUUUGUCACCUCUCUAAAGAGGCAAUGAUCCAACUUCCAGUAUACUACGACGCCACAAAUCCGGAUGUCGUGGCUCAGGUUGAUAGGCAUGCUCGAGAUUACGAUCCGGAUAUAGCAGUGAAAGCAGUUAAACCAGGUAUUUAAGAUUUAUUUUUGGAGAAGAAUGUUCAUGUUGUUGAAGAUGCUUUCCUUUAUUAUCAUUCAAUCAGCGCAUGUUUCGGUUCUUUUUCCACUCACAUUGAUGGCGCAUCAUGCCUAUACGCUUACCUUGUCGCAGGUGAGCUAAACCCUAAACCCUAAACCCUAACUACUUCCAGGCAAACGCGAGGGCCUCGAGUUUCGAUUAGGGAUAAUGAGAGAACAGGCGCUUUUCGGGUCACGGCAAUUUGGCCAGGAUGCUAAUUUGAUGAAGGUAUUCUCGUUCUAGUAGUUCCAGUAGUUCGCGUCAAAAGAUACCGCAAGAACAGGUAAAUGAAUGAAUGAGUGAAUGGUAUUAAAUCAUGCAUGGUAUUGACAUCAGCACUAGUGGCUCUACUAUUUGGUACGUCCCCUCCCCGACUAGACAUCUAAACCUUUUUUUCCUUUCACACCUCUCACCCCGCAGUCCCGACACGUUCAAGAUCUGAAUUCGAUUGAGCAGAUUGAGACGGGAAGAUUAGACCCAGGUGCCUGCAAGAAACGAGUUUUAGGCUAUCACGACAUGUACAUGCAAGUGGGCAGAGGGCCCAGUGAAAGGCUCAGGGCGAAUAGGUGCAACAACUACUUCUUUAGUUUCUUUGAAAGAUGGACUCAAGAUUUAUAGUACGGGGUAGAAAUAGGCCCUAUCUAUCCUUGGAUGUAUCAAUCACGAUCUUUGUUUCAUUUUUGUCCGUGGAUUUGGUUGAUUGAUUCUCCAACUAAUCUUCCCACCAGUCCACCUCGUUUAAACCCGACAUUAAUGGAAAAAACACGACGAGAAUUGCGACCCGGAGAGGGCAGGCUUAGCAAUAUCGCAGAGUUGAGCAAAGUGGGAGGUACCUGAUGAAUUUUUGUUAAUUUUGAUUUUCAAAAUUACAGUCGUGGUCUUGUAUUUUCGGAUAAGAAUAUGAAUAUCUAUGAUCCUUGCAGAUGAUAUUCUUUUCCUACCAGCACUCCAACCACCGCCACCACCACUAUCAGGUGAAAUCAAAGCUCUACGUGCUGAGAGGAAGUUUGUGGCCUUAGAGGUCUGACGAAGGCAAGUAGGCUGAGCCCACUGAUGAGCUCACUACCGGCUGAAUGUAAGUAGUAGAUAUAAGAACUGAGCCCACUGAUGAGCUCACUACCGGCUGAAUGUAAGUAGUAGAUGUAAGAACUUGGAUCAAAGGAUGACAGGUCCCCGCACAUGUCCCGAAAUAUGGGACACUUCCCCACUUCCUCCCCAUAAAAAGCAAACUACAUGGAAAUACCCUUUGGAUCCCGCUUCCAACAACAGGACAUGUGAAACAGAAAAGGAGUGAUUGACCUCAUUCGAAGACAUGAGAAAAAAUGCAAAGACGGAAAGGGAGAGAUGACGAAGAAGAAGAAACAGAAGAACAAAUAGCUCUCCCACACCAACCUCUUGUCAGGCAUAUCAAUCAGUGAACCAAUAAGUAACCAGACUGACUAUACUAGUCAAUGUUGAUUCUGUACGAUCAAGGGAGACGCAAUGAUGAUGAUGAUGAUGAUGUUGUAGUGUUUCUUUCUCAUGAAA